This is a messenger RNA of Truncatella angustata, 261 nucleotides long. RefSeq names its product NADH-ubiquinone oxidoreductase B18 subunit-domain-containing protein. NCBI's taxonomy places the organism in Eukaryota, Fungi, Ascomycota, Sordariomycetes, Amphisphaeriales, Sporocadaceae. Bases 1 to 261 code for a protein of 86 amino acids. The record is from RefSeq and is a predicted model, not a curated record. Gene Ontology annotation, cellular component: mitochondrion. The transcript is spliced from 3 exons.
AUGGCCGGAAGCUCGUUCGAAUCGUUGCCCAAGGCAACCCGCGAGGAGAUGCGCGAGGCCAAACUCCCCCUCGCAUACAGAGACGGCUGCGCCAACCUGUUGAUCCCUCUGAACCGAUGCCGAACAGAGAGCUACUACCUGCCGUGGAAGUGUGGUGACGAGCGACACAGCUACGAGAAGUGCCAAUACGACGAGUUCAAGAAGCGAGUGGCCAAGAUGAACGAGCUGAGGGAAGCCAAGGAGGGCGCACGAAGCAACUAG